Molecule: messenger RNA, 819 nt
Organism: Lottia gigantea (owl limpet)
Lineage: Eukaryota; Metazoa; Mollusca; Gastropoda; Lottiidae
Exons: 1
Source: RefSeq, a predicted model, not a curated record
AUGGUAAGUAACUGUAUAGUUUAUAACCAUUCUCUGAUACGUUCUAUUUCAACUAGGGUAAGUAACAGUAUAGUUUAUAACCAUUCUCUGAUACGUUCUAUUUCAACUAUGGUAAGUAACUGUAUAGUUUAUAACCAUUCUCUGAUAAGUUCUAUUUUAAGUAUGGUAAGUAACAGUAUAGUUUAUAACCAUUCUCUGAUAAGUUCUAUUUUAAGUAUGGUAAGUAACUGUAUAGUUUAUAACCAUUCUCUGAUAAGUUCUAUUUCAACUAUGGUAAGUAACUGUAUAGUUUAUAACCAUUCUCUGAUAAGUUCUAUUUUAAGUAUGGUAAGUAACAGUAUAGUUUAUAACCAUUCUCUGAUAAGUUCUAUUUUAAGUAUGGUAAGUAACUGUAUAGUUUAUAACCAUUCUCUGAUAAGUUCUAUUUUAAGUAUGGUAAGUAACAGUAUAGUUUAUAACCAUUCUCUGAUACGCUCUAUUUCAACUAUGGUAAGUAACUGUAUAGUUUAUAACCAUUCUCUGAUAAGUUCUAUUUCAACUAUGGUAAGCAACUGUUUAGUUUAUAACCAUUCUCUGAUAAGUUCUAUUUCAACUAAGGAUAGUAACAGUAUAGUUUAUAACCAUUCUCUGAUAAAUUCUAUUUUAAGUAUGGUAAGUAACAGUAUAGUUUAUAACCAUUCUCUGAUAAGUUCUAUUUUAAGUAUGGUAAGUAACUGUAUAGUUUAUAACCAUUCUCUGAUAAGUUCUAUUUCAACUAAGGAUAGUAACUGUAUAGUUUAUAACCAUUCGCUGAUAAGUUCUAUUUCAACUAUGGUAAGU